GUUAGGGACGUGACACGACAACCGACACGACAACCGACACGACAACCGACACGACAACCGACACAUCACGGCGGAAAGAGCGCGAGCUGCAGAGGGAAUAAACUGGAGGGAAGGACACACGCACGCACACACGCACGCACGCACACAAACACACGCACGCACGCACACACACGCACACACACGCACACGGAGAUGAUGAUGAGUCUGGACCGGUCCGGGUGUGAAGGGAAGAUCGCACCGGAGGGCGUUACUGGCUCUUUGGGGCAGCCGCCGCCGCGCGCUCAGCUUUCCGCCGUUGUGCGCGCGAGUGAGAUUCGUUCUCUUCAGCAGCAUCAGCAGCAAAACCAGCACCAUCAUCAUCUUCAUCAUCAUCUUCAUCAUCACCUCCACGCUGGCAGUGCGCGCGAGCCCGACGAGCUGCUACGGCGUGCACUGGACUUUAAGACGCAGGGAACGCAGUGCUAUCGGGACAAGAAAUACCGUGAGGCCAUCGGUAAAUACCACCGUGCGCUGCUCGAGAUGAAAGGACUGGGCCGCGCGCUCGGGUUCGGGGACGCUGACGUCAGCGCGAGAUCUCCAAGCAGGUCAGGACUAACGGAGGAGCAGCGGGGAGCUGCAGAGAGCGCGGAGCUCGAGUGCUACAACAGCUUGGCAGCGUGUCUGUUACAGAUGGAGCUGGUGAAUUAUGAGCGGGUGAAGGAGUACUGUCUCAAGGUUCUCCGGAAAGAGGGAGAGAACUUUAAAGCUCUGUACCGCUCAGGCGUGGCCUAUUAUCACCUGGGAGACUAUAGCUCCGCCCUACACUACCUGCAGGAGUCCCACAAACAGGAACCCACAGAUACCAAUGUGAUUCGCUACAUCCAGCUGACUGAGAUGAAGCUCCGCCGAAUCGCUCGAGGAAAAAAGGAUCCUGUGUAGUUCACUGAUCUGUCUCACUACCAAUGUUCUCUCUCUCUCUCUCUCUCUCUCUCUGUCUCUCUCUCUCUCUCACACACACACACACACACACACACACAGAGUCAUCAUUAAUAUCACAAACUGUGUGAUCUUUAUAACAUUAAUGUUAACAUCACUGAUCAUAGCUUCGAUUGUCUGCAUGAAAGAGUAAUGUCUGAUUACAACUCACCAUUCUUGUAGUGCACAAAGCUGACUGACAGACAGACAGACAGACAGACAGACAGACAGCCAGCCAGCCAUGAGUAAGACAGAAACAAGGAAACUGUCUCACUGUGCCGAAUCACCUCCAUGAUGCAUCACUGUUUUUCACCAAGCUUCAAACAUAAAAACAGAAGACUUGAGAUGAUGGUGAUGUCAUUUCACAAAAACGUUACACUGUUAUAUUCAGUGUAAUAAAUUGUGUGUAUUUUUGUGUUCACUGAAAUCAUUUCAUUUUCUGUGACUGCAGUUUAAGUGUCAGGACUGUUUUUAUUUUAUUUUCAGUAAUUUAAUAAACUGGUGAAACUCA
Tachysurus vachellii is the source of this 1465-nucleotide messenger RNA. RefSeq names its product tetratricopeptide repeat protein 9A. The transcript has 3 exons. The record is from RefSeq and is a predicted model, not a curated record. Gene Ontology annotation, molecular function: protein binding. Bases 193 to 918 code for a protein of 241 amino acids. Lineage: Eukaryota; Metazoa; Chordata; Actinopteri; Siluriformes; Bagridae.